Messenger RNA from Carassius carassius (crucian carp), 1471 nucleotides. RefSeq names its product C5a anaphylatoxin chemotactic receptor 1-like. Gene Ontology annotation, cellular component: plasma membrane. Lineage: Eukaryota; Metazoa; Chordata; Actinopteri; Cypriniformes; Cyprinidae. The record is from RefSeq and is a predicted model, not a curated record. Bases 212 to 1306 code for a protein of 364 amino acids. The transcript has a single exon. Gene Ontology annotation, molecular function: G protein-coupled receptor activity; complement component C5a receptor activity. Gene Ontology annotation, biological process: inflammatory response; complement receptor mediated signaling pathway; phospholipase C-activating G protein-coupled receptor signaling pathway.
CUUAGAGAAGGACAAAUAUCACUGCGACACUCCACCGAUCUGGGCUUGAUGGCAAAGUCUCCAAACUCAAGCUUCUCCUCAAAUGCAGAUGUGCAAAGCUUGUUGCAUCAUACCCCAAAAAGACCCGAGGCUGUUAUUGUUAUAAUUAUACACAGCUAUUCCAUUCAAACAGGGCUUAAGACUAAAACUUAAACUUAAUCUUGCUGUCUAAAUGAACCCUGAUGUGUAUUUUCUCCCGUUUUUCCGCAGAGAACCGAUGUCUACCCCGAACCCCUCCAACUCCACCAACUCCACCGUGUUCCCCGGCGAGGGCAUGCGCGUGCUGCAGAUGGCGCUGACCGUGAUCAUCUUUAUCGUGGGCGUCUCUAUGAACGCUCUGGUGGUCUGGGCCCUAGGGCUUCGAGUCUGGUGUCGCAACCGAUGUGUGACGGGCGAAGCACAGAGCGCAGACAGCUUCCGCAUCUACGUGGUGAACCUGGCGCUGGCGGAUCUGGUGCUGCUUUUACGGACGCCGCUGAUGUUUCCCUACUUAGCCAACAACUUCACUUGGACACUGGGGGAGUCUGUGUGUAAGCUGGUGAUUUAUUUGCGAUGCCUGGGAUUGUACGCGAGCGCGUUCUUGCUGUGCGCCGUCGCGGUGGAGCGCUGCUUGUGUCUGCUCAGACCCGUCUGGGCUCGAUGGAGACGCCCUCGUUGGGUCGUGCCACUGGUUUGCGCCGCAAUAUGGGUGAUAGCAGCGGUUUUCGCCGCUCCCUACAUCAAAACAGCCACAAUUAUUCUCUGGGAAAACCGUGAGGCUUGCUUUGAAAGCGAUUUGGGAAUAGGACAAGCCUUGAAUGUGUUGGAGACCGUCGCAGGAUUCUUGCUACCUUUGGUGAUCUUCUUGUCGUGUAAUAUCGCUGUUAUAUUCUGCGCAAAGCAAGCUGAGAGCACGAUGACUUCCCCAACCUCGUCAUCCGGGCCGGGCUACACAAGCCACCGACUCACACGUCUCUAUCGCAUACUCUUCCUCACAAUGCUCCUCUUCCUCACCUGCUGGGUGCCGUACUUCAUCUGCCGCUUUCUGAGAGCCCUUUCUCACGAUCGGCCCGACUGGAAGAAGUUCAAAGAAGGAACGAUCGGAGCGGCGUACGUGGCGCUGUUUCUGGUUUACAUAAAAAGCGCGCUCAACCCCGUCUUGUACGUGUUCGCGGCUCGCGGUCUCGGCCGCACGGUUCGCGCAUCGCUGGUCUCCACGCUCGAGCACGUCUUCAACGAGGAGUCUUUGCGGAAAAAGUCGUUACGAAGGAGGGACUCUGAGGUUUAGUUUGAUGCAGUUGAUGAACACUGACUGCGAGCAGAAAACACGUACAGCACUUCAAGAGAUCCAUUUUUUUUAAUCUUGGAUUUAAUUGUGGUGCAUUGCAUUUAAGGAACUUUACAGCAAAUGCAAGGCUUUCCUUCCUGUGACCAAAGGCUGGUCAUGUUCUCU